Messenger RNA from Racocetra persica, 1264 nucleotides. Lineage: Eukaryota; Fungi; Glomeromycota; Glomeromycetes; Diversisporales; Gigasporaceae. The record is from the annotation of a GenBank genome assembly.
AUGAAUGUUAAUUACGAUUAUCAAGACCAAUCGUUUAAACCAUGCGAACAGUCCUAUGAUGUUAUAAUAAUUGGCAGCGGUAUAGCUGGUUCAUCUUUUGCAAUAAGGAUGUCUCAGUUAUUUGAUUCUGUUUCAACGUUUAAAAAAAUCCUAAUUAUCGAAGAAAAACCCAAGAAUCUUAAAACAUUUAAAGUUGGUGAAUCGUUACCUGGUGAGGCCAAACCCGUGCUUCAUUCGUUAGGCGUUCUUGAAAAAGUAAAUAAUGACACUAUUCAAGGAAAGCAUCUCUUUUGCUAUGGCAACAAUUCUGUAUGGGGAUCUGAUAAUUUAAACGCUACAGACUCAAUAUUUAAUCCAUAUGGAAAUGGGUUCCAUUUGGAUCGAUUAUUAUUUGAGGAAACUUUAUUGAAAACUAUAGAAUCGCGAUAUGAACACGUUGUCAAAGUUAUUCAUGGGUUUAGUGUUACUAGGAGUGAUUUCGCAGAAGAUAAAAAAUUUUGGGAAAUUACAAUUUCGAAGUAUUCAAGUCUGAACGAUGAUGGAUGCGAGAUGCAAAAAAAAGUUUAUGGAAAAAUUUUAGUUGAUGCAAGUGGUCGCCGUUGUUGCAUUAGGAAAUAUAUACCAUCUUUAAAACGUCAGUCGUUUGAUAAAUUACUAGCUUUUGCCUGCCUAUUUGAAUCUGCCCAUUUAAAUGGAUUGAAGGACAAUGAUUGUCACACUUUAAUAGAAUCUUGUUACUAUGGCUGGAUUCAAACAAGUCGACUUCCCAACAAUCAACGUAUUGUUAUUUUUUUUACAGAUGAUGAUUUGGUCAAACAACUUCCUCGGAAAAUAAGAGCGGUUGAUGAAUUUGUUGAGUUCUUGAGAGAGAACUCGUUUAAUCUUAAUAAAAUUUUGAAAGAGUUUGACUAUGCACCGAUUAAAAAUAGGGUUAUGUGUAUGGCCGCAAAUUCCGAAAUGCUUUCAGAAUUUGCAUCAAUCAAAAACCAGUGGAUUGCGAUUGGUGAUAGUGCAAUCUCAUUUGAUCCACUUUCAUCUCAGGGAAUUCUAACAGCUCUAUAUAACUCAAAGUUUGGCGCUGAAGCUACAUUUUUUCAAUUCUUUUAUGAGAAAAGACCAAAAGAAUCAGGAAGCAAGAGCAACAAGAAUAUUGAUGAUAAUAUUAAACCACUUGAUAUUUACAUACAUAAACUUACCCAAGUAUUAAAUAACUACAAAGAAGAAAAAAAUUACUUUUACAAUAAGGAACAAAGAUGGGCCGAUA